CUUGGCAAAAUCGAGGGAAGUCUGCAUUUUUUCCUCUCUCCCCCUCUGCUGUUGCUCCUCCUCCGUUCGAGCUAGGGCUAGAGAGAUGACGGUGGCAGCGGGCGUAGGGUACGCGCUGAUAUCGCUGGGGCCCGCACUCUCCAUCUUCGUCUCCGUCGUCUCCACUAAACCCUUCCUUGUUCUCACUCUUCUCUCUGGCACACUGUUUUGGCUCAUUAGCCUUAUCGUUCUUUCGGCGGCAUGGAGAGCUUUUCUUCCUUUUCCAUCUUCAGCAUGGUGGCAAUAUGUGAUUCUUAUACUCACAUCUGUUGCUUUCCAAGAAGGCAUCCGACUUGUAUUCUGGAAGCUAUACAAGAGGUUGGAAGAUAUGUUGGAUGCUUUUGCCGACAGAGUGUCUAAACCUCGCCUUUAUUGGACGGAUAAAAUGCAAAUUGCUCUUGCUGGUGGUUUAGGUCAUGGCGUGGCUCAUGCUGUCUUUUUCUGUCUGAGCCUUCUUACUCCUGCAUUUGGUCCAGCAACAUAUUAUGUUAAUAGGUGUUCACACAUACCAUUAUUUCUUGUUUCUGCUAUUAUUUCUCUGGGAUUUGUGAUGAUUCAUACUUUCUCCAUGGUCAUCGCAUUUAAUGGAUAUGCUGAAGGGAGAAAAGCUGACCAAUUUAUUAUUCCUGUCAUUCACACGAUAUCUGCUAUAACAACACUGAUUAAUCUUGCACCUGGAGGUUGUGUUGUUGGAGUUCCUCUCCUUUGCAUCGUAAUGGCAGUGACUCUGCAAUAUUGCUGGAAGAUAGUUUGGCGAAGAUUAACAGAAAACCGAAAUAGAGAGAUCGUUAGCUAAUAUAAACUUAUUUUCUAGCUAAUUUUUGGCUGGAUUGUGCUUAAAAUAUUUCUGCCCGAAGAAGCAGCUUUUUAAUUGUUUUUUUUUUUUGCUGUUGUAAAACCACAGAUAACUGGAGGAAAUUUGAUUCAUUUUGCUGAACGAGCCAACUUGUAGAAGGUAACUGGGGAGCUAUAUAAUCCAUCUUUCUCUUGCUAUAA
Molecule: messenger RNA, 1035 nt
Organism: Asparagus officinalis (garden asparagus)
Lineage: Eukaryota; Viridiplantae; Streptophyta; Magnoliopsida; Asparagales; Asparagaceae
Product: gamma-secretase subunit APH1-like
Exons: 6
Coding region: 86-835 (249 amino acids)
Biological process (GO): protein processing; positive regulation of catalytic activity
Cellular component (GO): gamma-secretase complex; endoplasmic reticulum; membrane
Molecular function (GO): protein-macromolecule adaptor activity
Source: RefSeq, a predicted model, not a curated record